This is a messenger RNA of Corvus hawaiiensis (hawaiian crow), 1170 nucleotides long. RefSeq names its product serine/threonine-protein kinase pim-1-like. Gene Ontology annotation, cellular component: cytoplasm. Lineage: Eukaryota; Metazoa; Chordata; Aves; Passeriformes; Corvidae. Bases 1 to 1170 code for a protein of 389 amino acids. The transcript has 6 exons. Gene Ontology annotation, molecular function: ATP binding; protein serine/threonine kinase activity. The record is from RefSeq and is a predicted model, not a curated record. Gene Ontology annotation, biological process: protein autophosphorylation.
AUGCCGGAGCAGAGCCGCUCGGAGGGCGCGGAGCAGCCGCAAUGCAGGGGCCCGGCUGAGAUGUCGGAGUCGGUGAGGCGGCGGCCACACGGGACCGGCAGCCACGACGAACACGCAAGCACUGCCUGGCUCCUGGGCACCAUCGCCAGCCCCUGGCUCCGGCUGGCCCGACCCCGACCCCCACCCCGACCCCGGCCCCGGCCCCGGCCUCGGCUCCUCCCGGGGCCCGCCGGGGACACAGGCGGCGCGGCCGCUCCCGCCGCCUCCGCAGCGUCUUCCCCGCUCCGAGCUCCGCCGCUCUUGAGCGCGGCCGCCGGCCUCGAGCCGCCGGUGUCCGCUUCAAAAGAGCCAACAUGUGGGGAUGGCCGGCCCGGGGCGGUUGAGCGGCGCUCGGGGGCCGUUCCUGGCCCCGGGCCGAGCGCUGACGGCCGCGUCUCGCCGGCACGGAAGGCGCAGCAGGGCCUGAAGGAGCGGUACCGGCUGGGUUCGCUGCUGGGGCGCGGCGGCUUCGGCAGCGUCUUGGCGGCGACGCGGCUCUCGGACGGCGCCCCGGUGGCCAUCAAACGGGUGCCACGGAACCGCAUCCACCAUUGGGGCCAGCUGCCCGACGGCACCCGAGCACCACUGGAGAUCGUGCUGCUGGACAAGGUGUCCGCUGGCUUCCCCGGCAUCGUCCAGCUCCACGAGUGGCUGGAGCUCCCCAGCAACGUGGUGAUGGUGCUGGAGCGCCCGGAGCGGUCUCAGGACCUCCUUCACUUCAUUCGGGCACGGGGCUUCCUGUGCGAGGAGGUGGCGCGGCACCUGUUCCGCCAGGUGCUGGAGGCCGUGCGGCACUGCACCAGCUGCGGGGUCCUGCACCGGGACAUCAAACCGGAGAACAUCCUGCUUGACCUGGCCACCGGGCAGGCCAAACUCAUCGACUUUGGCUGUGGCACCUACCUGCAAGCCGCAGCCUACACCAGCUUUGCAGGAACACCGUCCUACAGCCCCCCGGAAUGGACGCACCUCGGCUGGUACCACGGCGAGGCAGCGACCGUCUGGUCCCUGGGCAUCGUGCUGCACCAGAUGGUCUGCGGGGAGCACCCUUUUAGGAGGGGCUGGAACAGCACCUGGGGCCGGCUCUCGCUCCCACGACAGCUCUCUCCAGAAAGAAUUGAUGGCAAAGUUUAG